AUGGCCAUAUCUACUUUGAAUUUCUCAUUGCUCAUUACCAUUGUGAUCUUGUUACUUGGACAAGGUGGUGUGCACAAGAUUGAAGCUUCCCAUGAGGUAUACAAAGGCUACCAAAGUCUCGAGACCAUACCGCCCAAAUUCCAGCCGUACCGAACGGGCUUCCACUUUCAACCUCCAAGGAACUGGAUUAACGCUCUUGCAGGACCAAUGGUUUACAAAGGAAUCUACCACUUGUUCUACCAAUACAACCCAAAUGGUUCGGUUUGGGGCAACAUUGUUUGGGCACAUGCAACAUCCAAAGAUCUGGUCAAUUGGGAACUCCAACCGGUUGCACUCUCCGCAGCCGAACCAAACAUGGAUAUCAACGGUGCAUGGUCUGGUUCGGCCACAAUCCUUCCGGAUGGCAAACCGGUCAUUUUAUACACAGGAGUCGACUCACAGAACCAACAAGUCCAAAAUGUAGCCGUCCCCAAAAACCUAUCCGACCCAUAUCUCAUCGAGUGGACCAAACCACCCCAAAACCCAAUCAUGUCGCCCACAAUCCAGAACCAGAUCAAUUCCAGCUCCUUCAGAGACCCUUCAACCGGAUGGUUAGGCCCCGAUAACGUGUGGAGGGUCGUCGUCGGGAGCAAAAUUGGGAAACAAGGUGUGGCAAUCUUGUACAAGAGCAAAGAUUUCGUGAACUGGGUUAAAGACAAGAAGCCACUGCAUUCUGCUCAUGGGAAUGGAAUGUGGGAGUGCCCUGCCUUUUACCCUGUUUCUGUAGGAAACCGCAACAGUGUGGACACUUCGAAGAGCAGCAACGAUUUGAAUGUCAAGUAUGUGCUGAAAGUGAGCCUGGACGAUAUCAAGCAUGAUUACUACACGGUGGGGAGCUACAAUUACCAUACAGAUGUUUAUACACCAAACAGAGGCUCGAUCCAAAAUGGGUUUUCGGGAUUGAGGUACGACUAUGGUAAAUUCUAUGCUUCUAAGUCGUUCUACGAUGGGGAGAUGAACCGCAGGGUGUUGUGGGGUUGGGUGAACGAAUCUUCGAGUGUCGCUGAUGAUGUCAAGAAGGGUUGGUCUGGAGUUAUGGCGGUCCCAAGAAGAGUAUGGUUGGACAAAUCUGGGAAACAACUCCAUAUAAACCCAGUUCAAGAAUUCGUAAAGCUUCGUAUGAAUCCAGUUAGCUUGCGCAAUCAUGUCCUCCAACCAUCAUCGUUACUUAAAGUCCACAAUAUCACAGCAGCCCAGGCAGAUGUAGAGAUCGCAUUUGAAGGAUUAGACUUGAGCAAAGCAGAAGUGAUAGACCCAAGCUGGAUAAGCAAACCACAGGUGCUAUGUAACCAAAAUGAUUCAUCAGUUAGAGGAAGUCUAGGCCCAUUUGGGUUGAAGGUUUUGGCUUCCAAAGGCAUGGAAGAGUACACCUCUGUAUUUUUCAGAGUCUUCAAGAUGAACACCCAAAACAACAAGCAGCAUGUGGUGCUAAUGUGCAGUGACCAAAGCAGGUCUUCCCUUGAUAAGGAUGUUGACAAAUCAAAUUACGGCGCUUUCGUGAAUGUGAAUCCAGGUCACGAGAAGUUAUCGUUAAGAACCUUGAUCGAUCAUUCUAUAGUAGAAAGCUUCGCAGCAAAGGGGAAGAGUUGCAUAACAUCAAGAGUCUAUCCGAAAUUGGCGAUAGAUAAGGCUGCCCAUUUGUAUGCUUUCAACAAUGGACUUCAAAGUGUGAAGAUAUCAAGUUUGAAUGCAUGGAGCAUGAAGAGUGCACAAAUCACUGGAAAGCAAUGACAGACCUAUAUAUGGAACCUGAAGAAACACACUAUCCUUUCACAAAAAGUUGUUUUCGACUUGUAUUGUAAUUUGUUUUUCUUCUCGAUUUGGCUUUUUAAUGUCUUUCUCCUAUGUAUCCACCUUAUAACGGUAGUAUUUGGUCUCGUUGAGGCCUAUGAAAAGUAUAAUGAAAG
Linum tenue is the source of this 1946-nucleotide messenger RNA. The record is from the annotation of a GenBank genome assembly. NCBI's taxonomy places the organism in Eukaryota, Viridiplantae, Streptophyta, Magnoliopsida, Malpighiales, Linaceae.